AUGUGCUCACGAAUAUCUGCGCAAUUUCCUACCUCUGCCCUCCCUGUUUUCCUCUCCCUUUCCCCCUGUCCUCCUCUCCCUUUCCCCCUGUCCUCCUCUCCCUUUCCCCCUGUCCUCCUCUCCCUUUCCCCCUGUCCUCCUCUCCCUUUCCCCCUGUCCUCCUCUCCCUUUCCCCCUGUCCUCCUCUCCCUUUCCCCCUGUCCUCCUCUCCCUUUCCCCCUGUCCUCCUCUCCCUUUCCCCCUGUCCUCCUCUCCAUUUCCCCCUGUCCUCCUCUCCCUUUCCCCUUGUCCUCCUCUCCCUUUCCCCCUGUCCUCCUCUCCCUUUCCCCCUGUCCUCCUCUCCCUUUCCCCCUGUCCUUCUCUCCCUUUCCCCCUGUCCUCUCCAUUUCCCCCUGUCCUCCUCUCCAUUUCCCCCUGUCCUUCUCUCCCUUUCCCCCUGUCCUCCUCUCCCUUUCCCCCUGUCCUUCUCUCCCUUUCCCCCUGUCCUCCUCUCCCUUUCCCCCUGUCCUUCUCUCCCUUUCCCCCUGUCCUCCUCUCCAUUUCCCCCUGUCCUCCUCUCCCUUUCCCCCUGUCCUCUCCCUUUCCCCCUGUCCUCCUCUCCAUUUCCCUCUGUCCUCCUCUCCCUUUCCCCCUGUCCUCCUCUCCCUUUCCCCCUGUCCUCCUCUCCCUUUCCCCCUGUCCUCCUCUCCCUUUCCCCCUGUCCUCCUCUCCCUUUCCCCCUGUCCUCCUCUCCCUUUCCCCCUGUCCUCCUCUCCAUUUCCCCCUGUCAUCCUCUCCCUUUCCCCCUGUCCUCCUCUCCCUUUCCCCCUGUCCUCCUCUCCCUUUCCCCCUGUCCUCCUCUCCCUUUCCCCCUGUCCUCCUCUCCCUUUCCCCCUGUCCUCCUCUCCCUUUCCCCCUGUCCUCCUCUCCAUUUCCCCCUGUCCUCCUCUCCCUUUCCCCCUGUCCUCCUCUCCAUUUCCCCCUGUCAUCCUCUCCCUUUCCCCCUGUCCUCCUCUCCCUUUCCCCCUGUCCUCUCCCUUUCCCCCUGUCCUCCUCUCCAUUUCCCUCUGUCCUCCUCUCCCUUUCCCCCUGUCCUCCUCUCCCUUUCCCCCUGUCCUCCUCUCCCUUUCCCCCUGUCCUCCUAUCCCUUUCCCCCUGUCCUCCUCUCGCUUUCCCCCUGUCCUCCUCUCCAUUUCCCCCUGUCCUCCUCUCCAUUUCCCCCUGUCAUCCUCUCCCUUUCCCCCUGUCCUCCUCUCCCUUUCCCCCAGUCCUCCUCUCCAUUUCCCCCUGUCCUUCUCUCCCUUUCCCCCUGUCCUUCUCUUCCUUUCCCCCUGUCCUUCCCUCCCACCUUUCCUCCCCCUCUCUCACAUCCCUUCCCUUUCCUACUGUCCUCUCCCACCAUUCACGCUUCUCUCAGCCAUCCCUUUCCCCCCUCCCCUGCCCCUCGCCUUCCCCCACUACCGUCCCUUCCCUUUCCACUACGUUCUCUCGUUCAAUUCAGCCAACAGUACCAGCUUUGCUUGGCCACUGAAGGCUGUCUAUCAUAUCUAA
Closterium sp. Naga37s-1 is the source of this 1530-nucleotide messenger RNA. NCBI's taxonomy places the organism in Eukaryota, Viridiplantae, Streptophyta, Zygnematophyceae, Desmidiales, Closteriaceae. The record is from the annotation of a GenBank genome assembly.